UCAUCUUUGCAAAACACCUCAUUUAAUUCCCUCUUCGUUAACCUACAUUUCACCCUUGCACGCGCCUGUACCAACGGAUCCUCAACUAACGCACAGCAGGCCACUGUGGCUGGAUGAAAAACAACCAUAUAAUCUUUUAGCUGCACUUGCUCCGUUCCUCUAUCGAAACCCACUUUACUGGAAAGUCCCGAAAAAUCUUUCUUGUUUAUUACUCGCUAUUCUCUCUUUUUGUCCACUCCCUUUUUCUUAAAACCUUACAUUUCACUCUCUCAUUCGCAAGAUGAACGAAAGCCAAGGACACGGAGGGUCACAGCCCAUCACCCCGCCGGGGGAGCAAGCCUACCACGGCGGUCUCUCUGCAACGCAAAUUUACGGCGAGCAGGGAAUGGAUCCGGCGUUCGCUGAUUCGUCGCGGCUCGAGGCGCCCGAUUCGUUUAUCCCGCGGCGCAGCGCACCGGCACCGCCGUCGGGGUCACGGCAUGCUCCAUCCAGCUCGGUCUCCGGGACGCCCAAUGGCGGGUAUGCAAACGGCUCGGGCGAGUUUGCGCAGGGCGGCAUGGUCCCGUCACGGCAGGCGCCGCCGCCGCCCAAGAAGUCGGGCCACGGUCCGGGAAACACGCUGCAGCGGAGCAAGACCACAGCAGGCAAUCUGCAGCAGAGCCUGCCGACGCGCAAAUACUCGGACGGGAAACCCCUUAAUAGCACAUAUCUGGGCCAGCUGGAGCCCAUCCAGGUCGACAACUCGCAGGGCAACAAGUCGUUCAAGGGAGCAGUCAACAAGCUGUUCUCGUCGAUGUUUGGUAAGGAGUCUGACUCGUUGUCUGGCGACAAUCGGUCUGAGAUUUCUGCGCCGUACAACCCCAUUCACCUCACGCACGUCGGCUUCAACAACGAGACGGGCGAGUUCACGGGACUGCCGCGCGAGUGGUCGAUUAUGCUGCGCGAGGCUGGCAUCACCAAGCAGGACCAGGAGGCGAAUCCGCAGGCGGUGAUGGAGGUGAUGCGCUUCUACCAGGAGAACACAAAGCACAUGGACGACAUGGUGUGGAAGAAGAUGGCCGGUGUGGACAACGGAUCAGCUCCUGACGCAGGACGCCAGCAGCAGCAACAGCAACAGCAGCAGCAGACUAUUCUGCACGCUCAGCGCGAGCACCGUCAGCAACCCAGCGCCGAGGGCACGCCCGCCAGGACCCCGCCGCCGCAGCUGCCAAACAUUGGCGAGGACGGGUCGCUGGUAAACCCAAUCAACACGUCGCUGGAGCGCCCGCCACAGCAGCCGGCUGACCAGUACUCGCCGCAGUACCGCGCGCCUGGCGCCACUACCAGUCACCACCAUCAGUACACGAACAGCGACGGAGCACGGCACCAGUCGGCGGUGGCAACGCAGCAGAUGCAGCGUGCCUUUGAUGAGGACGGCGAGCAGACUAGAUACCGCCAGCCGCAGCGGGCAACGACGUCGGGGCCAAAGCCGUCGUACAGCCAGUCGUCGUCGGGCACCACGACUCCCAAGGCUCCCAAGGUGCACGCCAGCGCAAGUGUCCAGCAGUUCCCGUCGUCGUCGUCGUCGUCGUCAUCCCAGCAGCCGCAGCAGAUCAAGAAGCAACCGUCGUUCGGUGUUCUCCAGCAGCAGGCACAGCAGCAAAUGCAGGCGCAGAUUCAGGCCCAGCAGCAACAGCAGCAACAGCAGCAGCAUGCACUGAAGCGCGGCCAGACGCUGCCAACACACCCAAAGAACAUGCAGGGGUCGUCGCACCACCACGCUCAGCAGUCACAGCCCGGGAUGCCGCAACAGAGCGCGACCAUGCACGGCACACAUCCAUCGGCGCUGAAGAAGCAGUCGAGCAGUCAUCAGCUCAAGCAGCGCGGCCCGAUGCCCAACAACUACGGGCAGGCACAGCAGCCGGUGCCCCAGCUGCAGCAGGCGGUUUACCAGACCAAGUCGGCGGCACAACAGCCCCAGCAGCCUGUGCAGCGUCACCAAACGAUGCCCAGCAAGUCGGCGAUGCCUAAGCCGCAGCAGCCGGUACCUCCACCGCAGCAGCCGAUGCAGGGCCAGCCACAGCCGCCGUCGACGGACGAGGUUGUGAUGCGGUUGCAGUCGAUCUGCAACCCGAACGACCCGACGCUGCUGUACCGCAAUUUCGUCAAGAUCGGGCAGGGCGCCUCCAACAUUGUGGCGAUCAAGCAGAUGAACCUGGAGAAGCAGCCGAAGAAGGACCUGAUCAUCAACGAGAUUCUGGUGAUGCGGGAGAGCAAGCACAAGAACAUUGUGAAUUUCAUCGACAGCUUCCUGCACCGCGGCGAUCUGUGGGUGGUCAUGGAGUACAUGGAGGGUGGCAGUCUAACGGACGUCGUGACUAACAACCUGAUGACCGAGGGCCAGAUCGCCACGGUGUGCCGAGAGACCCUGGAGGGCCUGGAGCAUCUGCAUUCGAAGGGCGUGAUCCACCGUGACAUCAAGUCCGACAACGUGCUGCUGUCGAUGAAUGGCGACAUCAAGCUGACUGACUUUGGAUUCUGCGCGCAGCUGACGGAGAACGCGGCGAAGCGCACGACGAAUGGUGGGCACGCCGAGUAUGGGCCCAAGGUGGACGUGUGGUCGCUGGGCAUCAUGGCGAUCGAGAUGGUGGAAGGCGAGCCACCGUACCUGAACGAAAACCCGAUCCGCGCGCUGUACCUGAUUGCAACGAACGGGACGCCAAAGAUCCAGAACCCCGAGAGCCUGUCGAUGGUGUUUAGGGACUUUUUGAGCCAGGCGCUCGAGGUCAAGGAGUCGAAGCGGCCGAAUGCGACUGAGCUGCUCAGGCAUCCGUUCCUGCAGAAGGCUGAUCCGCUGCGCUCCCUGGCGCCGCUGAUCAGGGCGGCCCGGGAGGCCAUUCGUACAGCACCGCACUAA
Messenger RNA from Linderina pennispora, 2896 nucleotides. Its product is annotated as Pkinase-domain-containing protein. NCBI's taxonomy places the organism in Eukaryota, Fungi, Kickxellomycota, Kickxellomycetes, Kickxellales, Kickxellaceae. Gene Ontology annotation, cellular component: cytoplasm. Gene Ontology annotation, molecular function: protein serine/threonine kinase activity; ATP binding. Gene Ontology annotation, biological process: regulation of MAPK cascade; intracellular signal transduction; protein phosphorylation. Bases 281 to 2896 code for a protein of 871 amino acids. The transcript is spliced from 6 exons. The record is from RefSeq and is a predicted model, not a curated record.